ACUUUUUUUUUCUUUAUAUACUCAUGGGAUAUAAAGCAAAGAACAAGCAACCAGCACCUGAGCCUCUUGAAAAGCCUAAGCGUGAAGGUCUUUCUAGAAGACAAAAGGCUAAGCUUAACAAAGCUAAGGCUAAGCCUGUUGAAAAGAAGGACAACAAGAAGCGUCAACAAGGGGAACAAGUUGAAAAGAAAACUGUUAAAAAGGCCAAAUUAGCUGAACCUGCUGAAGAUCUUUGGGACAAUCUCGAAGUAGCUUCUGACGAUAACAGUGAAGAUUUAGAUGACGAAUUUGAUAUGAGUGAUUUCGAGAAUGCUGCUAACAGCGAUAUGGAAGAAAUGGACCAAGAAGAAGAAGAAGAAGAAGAAAAAGACAUUUUCCCUAAGGCUGAUAAUAGUUUCCUCGGUUCUGAUUCUGAAGAAGAACAAGAAGAACAAGAAGAAGAAGAGGAGGAGGAGGAUGAAUAUGACAGUGACACUAUUGCAGAGGGUCAAGGUCUUGAUGAACGUACUUCUCGUAAAAUCGAAGCUCGUGCUGCUCUUGAAGCAGCUGCAGCUGAAGCAGAAUUGAAGGAACAAGCCAACCAAGACAGUGAACUCGAAGAAGAUGAACGCUAUGAACUUCCUGAAGGUGAAGAAGAUGAACUUGUAGCUGAUGUUACUGUUGUCAGCCAACGUCUUAAGGACAUUGUGAAUGUUCUCAACGACUUUAAAAAGUUACGCCAUCCCAACCAUAGCCGUCAAGACUAUGUUGACCGUCUUAUUAAAGAUAUUGCCAGUUACUAUGGUUACUCUGAGUUCUUGGCCGAAAAACUAUUCAAUCUCUUCCCUGUUUCUGAAGCUAUUGAAUUCUUUGAAGCUAACGAAGUGCCUCGUCCUGUCACUAUUCGUGCCAACACCCUCAAGACCCGUCGUCGAGAUCUUGCACAAGCCUUGAUUAACCGUGGUGUUAACUUGGAACCUAUUGGUAAAUGGAGCAAGGUGGGUCUCCAAGUGUUUGAUUCCCAAGUACCUAUUGGUGCCACUCCUGAAUAUCUUGCUGGUCACUACAUGCUUCAAGCUGCCUCUUCUUUCUUGCCUGUCAUGGCACUUGCCCCUCAACCCAAUGAGCGUGUGCUUGAUAUGGCCUCUGCUCCAGGUGGUAAGACAACACACAUUGCUUCUUUGCAAAAGAACACGGGUAUGGUAUUUGCCAAUGAUUUCACCAAGGAGCGUCUUAAGAGUCUGAUUGCCAACAUUCACCGUAUGGGUGUCAAGAAUGCUGUUGUCUGUAACUACGAUGGUAGAGAAUUCCCCAAGGUCAUUGGUGGCUUUGACCGUGUCUUGUUGGAUGCCCCUUGUUCAGGUACGGGUGUUAUCUCCAAAGAUCCCAGUGUCAAAUUGAACAAGACUGAAAAAGAUUUUAUUGAUAUCCCUUUCCUUCAAAAGCAAUUGAUCUUGUCUGCUAUUGACUCUGUUGAUGCCAAAUCAAAGACAGGUGGCUAUAUUGUUUAUUCUACUUGUUCUGUGACUGUGGAAGAAAAUGAAGCUGUCGUGAACUAUGCUUUAUCCAAGCGUCCUAAUGUCAAGCUGGUCUCUACCACACUUGAUUUUGGUCGCGAAGGUUUUGUGUCUUAUCGUGGCAAGUCUUUCCAUCCCAGUCUCAAGUUGACACGUCGUUUCUAUCCUCAUGUGCAUAACAUGGAUGGUUUCUAUGUUGCUAAGUUCAAGAAGUUGGAUAAUAAGUACGAUAACCAUAAGGACGAAGAUUUGAAGAAGGAAGAACAAGAAAACAAGGAGGAAGACAAGGAAACAGUAGGUUUCAAUGAAGAAGAAGAUGCUCAAUACAUUGAAGAAACCAAGAUGAUUCAAAGAAAGAAGAAGGGUUACAAGAAAUAAUUUAUGUAAUAAUAAUCACACUUUAAUUACCAUUUUCAUGCAUUAUGUACACACACACACACACACACAUUCAUAUAAAAUAG
Messenger RNA from Gilbertella persicaria, 1957 nucleotides. RefSeq names its product NOL1/NOP2/sun family-domain-containing protein. NCBI's taxonomy places the organism in Eukaryota, Fungi, Mucoromycota, Mucoromycetes, Mucorales, Choanephoraceae. Gene Ontology annotation, molecular function: RNA binding; rRNA (cytosine-C5-)-methyltransferase activity. The record is from RefSeq and is a predicted model, not a curated record. Bases 24 to 1874 code for a protein of 616 amino acids. The transcript is spliced from 3 exons. Gene Ontology annotation, cellular component: nucleolus. Gene Ontology annotation, biological process: rRNA base methylation; maturation of LSU-rRNA.